Molecule: messenger RNA, 1056 nt
Organism: Chaetura pelagica (chimney swift)
Lineage: Eukaryota; Metazoa; Chordata; Aves; Apodiformes; Apodidae
Gene: RPF1
Product: ribosome production factor 1 homolog (S. cerevisiae)
Exons: 10
Coding region: 1-1056 (351 amino acids)
Biological process (GO): maturation of 5.8S rRNA; maturation of LSU-rRNA
Cellular component (GO): nucleolus; preribosome, large subunit precursor
Molecular function (GO): rRNA primary transcript binding
Source: RefSeq, a predicted model, not a curated record
AUGGCCACUGCCAUCCCAGAGCAAGGGCACAACUCUGUCUCCUUAUCACUGCUCAAAAAAUUCCCUGAUGAUUUUUCCACAAACCCCUGUGUCCCUACAGAUGCUUCUGUAACACUGGUUAUUUUUGGGCUAAGAUUCCACCAGCCAAAUAGAGCCUCCAUAGGAUAUGCCAGAGAGAUAAAAGUAAGAGGCAUAAACUUAAGUGACUUCGCUGAAGAUUACAAAUACCAACCCAACAAACCAACAGCUGGAGAAAAUGUCACUACCUGUCUGUUACGAAACCUGCGAGAGGCACCCCCAAAAGCCACACCAAAGACUAUAGAGAAUCAGAGGGUGUAUGACGAAACAACUGUAGAUCCCAAUGAUGAAGAGGUUGCUUUUGAUGAAGCAACUGAUGAAUUUGCACCAUACUUCAACAGACAGACAGUUCCCAAGAUUCUUAUUACAACAUCAGACAGACCUCGUGGGAGAACAGUGAGGUUUUGUGAGCAGCUCUCCACUGUUAUACCCAACUCACACGUCUACUACCGAAGAGGACUGGCUUUGAAAAGAAUUAUUCCACAGUGUAUUGCAAGGGACUUCACAGAUUUAAUUGUCAUUAAUGAAGAUCGCAAAAUACCAAAUGGUCUGGUUUUAAGUCACCUGCCUGAUGGUCCAACUGCUCAUUUUAGAAUGAGUAGUGUCCGCUUGCGUAAAGAAAUAAAGCGGAAAGGGAAGGAGCCCACAGAACAUGUACCUGAAGUAAUCCUCAAUAAUUUUACAACACGACUCGGCCAUUCUAUCGGUCGCAUGUUUGCUUGUCUCUUCCCACAUGAUCCUCAGUUCAUUGGAAGACAAGUGGCUACAUUUCACAACCAGCGAGACUACAUCUUUUUCAGAUUCCACAGAUACAUUUUCAAGAGUGAAAAGAAAGUGGGAAUUCAAGAACUUGGGCCACGCUUUACAUUAAAGCUGAGGUCUCUUCAGAAAGGAACCUUCGAUUCGAAGUUUGGAGAAUAUGAAUGGAUUCAUAAGCGACGAGAAAUGGACACAAGCAGAAGAAAAUUCCACUUAUAA